Messenger RNA from Helianthus annuus (common sunflower), 1254 nucleotides. Its product is annotated as NDR1/HIN1-like protein 13. The transcript has a single exon. Gene Ontology annotation, cellular component: plasma membrane. Bases 169 to 1038 code for a protein of 289 amino acids. The record is from RefSeq and is a predicted model, not a curated record. NCBI's taxonomy places the organism in Eukaryota, Viridiplantae, Streptophyta, Magnoliopsida, Asterales, Asteraceae.
AUCUACACGUGUGACAAAUACCUUAUUGCCACAAAACACACAAAUCCCAAACCUUUCCAUUUUUAUGAUUUUAUCAUAUCACACACCACCCUCUUAUUUAUCCUCUCCACCACCACCACCACCACCACAACAACCCACCGCCGCCACGUCAUCAUUUAACCUCCAAACAUGACUGACAGAGUCUACCCUUCAUCAAAACCCAAACCCAAUACCACCACUAAAACCACCGCCGCCGGUGGCGGCGGCGGCGGCACCACCACCACACCAAACCGAAACCUCCCACCACCACCAAACAAAACCCAAUUCAACACCACCACCGCCAACAAUCGCCACCCUUACCGCCCAAACCCCACCACCACCACCCACCGUCGCCGGCGCCGGAGCUGCUUCUGCCUAUGCUGUUUCUGGUCAACACUCAUCAUCCUCCUCCUCCUCCUCAUCUCCACCAUCGCCGGCUGCAUCCUCUACCUCCUUUACCACCCCCACCGCCCCACAUUCUCCAUCGCCGCCCUCAAAAUCUCCCAAUUCAACCUCUCCACCACCUCCUCCGACGACACCACCCGCCUCACUUCCAAACUCAACCUCACCCUCUCCACUUCAAAUCCCAACAAAAAAAUCACAUUUUUUUACGACCCAUUUACCAUAACUUUACAAUCCCACGAAACCCAACUCGCAAACGGAUCUUUCCCUAAUUCUUUAACCAUCAAACCCAAUAACAUCACCAUUAUUCACUCACAGUUAUACACCACCUCCUUGCUUCUUGACCCAGAAACUGUCACCAAAAUAAGAUCAGAUCUGAAGAAGAAAUCUGGGAUGCCGUUGAAAUUACUGUUGGAUACUGAAGUUAGAGUCAAAAUUGAAACUUUGAGGACGAAAAAAGUUGGAAUUCGGAUCGAAUGUGAUGGGAUUCAUAGCUUGAUUCCGAAAGGUGGUGGGACUGGGCGGAAUACGACGGCGUCGUCGGCGGUGGCGGCUACUGUAACGGCGGCGAAAUGUAAGCUUGAUCUUCGGAUCAAGAUCUGGAAAUGGACUUUCUGAAUUUUAUUAAUUUUUUGGGGUUUUAUUUUAUUUAUUUGUGUAUUAUAAUUUUUUAUGAGGUUUUUUUUUUUGCUGGUGUAAUCUAAAGGAACCAUAACCACUUCUUUUUUUUCUUUUUUAUUUUCUUGUUAUUUAUUUUACUAUUUUUCAUCAUCAAACUGCAAAUGUAACCGUUAUAUUUAUUUGGGAUACAUAUAUUUCUUUUCUACACCAAAA